AUGAAGAUUGGUUUCACGUUAAUUGUCAGUGUUUUAGUUGUUUUUGCUGCAAUUUGUUUUCAUGCAAGUUUAGUGGGUGCAGCCAGGCAUGCUCCGCCAGACUCAGCUCCAGAGCCGGUUGAUGCACCUGAACUAAAGUCACAACCUCGAGGGCUUGUCUUUGAUGUCACUCACCAUGGCGCUGUAGACGACGGAGAUACAGAGAGUGGCUCGGGAUUCUUAGCAGCAUGGAAGGCUGCUUGUGAUCAUGGUGAGAGAGCGACUUUCUAUGUACCGGAAGGUAAAUACCAUGUCGGUCCAGUUGAAUUCUCCGGCCCUUGCAAGAACAAUCAGUCUCCAAAGAUAGUGAUUAGAGGGAAUCUGAUCGCUCCUAGUAAACUCCAAUCGUUCCCGUCUAAAACUUGGAUUCAAUUCAGUCACUUGAACGGAUUCAGUAUAACCGGAGAACUUGACAGGACCAACUUUGAUGCACGAGGAGCGGUUGAAGCCUGGAAACAACACAGCUGCCAACACUCUUCCCGUUGCAAAACCUUAAUCCCAGUAAGUAUUGCUUCUGCACAUCAUGUCGCUGAAAUUCGAUCAUGUUUCACACGGGACGAUCAGAAAUAUUUCAUUGUCAAACGCCAAGGGGUUCCAUCUGGUAAUUCAUGA
This is a messenger RNA of Tripterygium wilfordii, 651 nucleotides long. RefSeq names its product exopolygalacturonase clone GBGA483-like. The record is from RefSeq and is a predicted model, not a curated record. The coding region runs from base 1 to 651 and encodes 216 amino acids. Gene Ontology annotation, molecular function: polygalacturonase activity. The transcript is spliced from 3 exons. Lineage: Eukaryota; Viridiplantae; Streptophyta; Magnoliopsida; Celastrales; Celastraceae. Gene Ontology annotation, biological process: carbohydrate metabolic process.